AUGUUUAGACCUAACAAUGGAGCAGGAGGAAACACGAAUUUCCCUGGACCCCGACUAGCGGGGCUACCUCCCAUCCCCCCACCAACCCCCCCCCAUACGUUUGAUUCAUUUGCUAAAAAUAAAGUGUUCACCCCCUUCCUUAUACUAUACUUCACCUUGAUAUAUAUAUUGAGUGUCGUUCGCAACGGAUGCAUGCUGAUCUACAACAAAGGAUACGACCAGUUCAGAAAGCUAUAUGAUUCACCAAUGAAUACGGACGGAAGAAUGACCAACAAUGGAUGGUACUCGUAUGGGAACACUUACGGUAGUCCCCACUUAAACAGCCCCAAAAUGAUCAGCGGAAACGAUUUCAGAGGAAAUGGAAAAGAAAAUUCACAGCAUGGGAUUAACAGAACGAAAAAAAAAGGGCCUGUUCUGUAUGGUCUACUGGACGAGGAGCAAGGACAUAGCAUCCGCAUAAAAUCUGGCGAACUGUACAAAGGAAUAAAACCAUUUAGAAAUCAACCGAAUGCUCGAAUGGAUAGAGAAUACGAUGAUGAUGAAUUUACAGAUGAUGAGUCAGAAUUAGAAUUAGAAGAUGACUACUACGACGGCGACUACGAUUUCUUCGACUAUGGCAAUGGGGAUUACGACCUGGAUAUAUCCAAUAUACCAAACGGAAAAAUGAGUUGGCAAGAAAAAUAUUUUAAAAAACAAGACGUAAAUGAAAAUGGAAGAACAAAUGAACAGAGUGAACUAAAGGAGUUGAUGAAAAAUGAAAUGAAAACAAAAAUACUUAACGAACUGAUUAAUCAAUUUAAUUCGAAACAAAUGGACACAACAACACAGCAGGGUAAAGAAAAUGCACAAGUAGCACUCAACCUACAGAUACUACAAGCAAUUCUAAAGGAUGAGAUCACCACUCAAACCGAAGCCAACACCAAUUUCAUAAAUCGAGAAGCUCCGAAAAGUCUAUCUCAAUUGAAUCUAGAACUCACUGACGCGGAGAAUAAAUAUACAGAAAAAAAGAAAGAACAAGAGCAAAAAGUUACUCAAAUGGAAAAAAUAGAAGAAGAAAUUAAUCAAAUAAAAAAACAAAUUGAAAAUGUGAAACAUAAAAGGAACAUCUAUGUAGACCCGAAUGAAGAGUACAGACAACUACUCUUUUUGUACCCACAAAAUAAAAUGCUCCAGGAACAGGAAAAAACAGGGCUCCUUAUGGAGCUAGAAAAGAAAUAUAAAGUCAAAGAGGAAGAAAAGGAGAAUCUCCUGAAGAACAUGCAGGAGAUGAAGAAGGAACUGCAAUGCGCGAGCAACGAAGUGCAGGUUCUGCGUGCACGUAUUAAAGUAAAAGAGAGGAGAGAAAAAUAUAAUAAGAAAGUAAACCAGCCCUCUAGUCAACUACCUUGGGUGGUAGCUGAAGAACAAGUCAAAUCGCAAGCCAAAUCACAAGCCCAAGCAAAAGCCAAAGUGGAAGCGUACGUACCAAAUACACCGGACAUGCCAAACUUACCGCAACUAUCAUCAACACCAUCGCUAAAGUCGCUGUCGACCCACUUGAAAGGAGCAGUCCUUCCGUCGUGGGUAGAGGAUUUGCCAGAACCCGUCAAAAUGGGAAUUUUAUCGGAUUUGCAGCAAAAACUUGAAAUGAUGGAACCCAAAAUACACACAGAAGCUGAUCAGAUAGAGCAACAGGUGAACUGUGUCUAUUGA
Messenger RNA from Plasmodium knowlesi strain H, 1692 nucleotides. RefSeq names its product Plasmodium exported protein, unknown function. NCBI's taxonomy places the organism in Eukaryota, Apicomplexa, Aconoidasida, Haemosporida, Plasmodiidae. The transcript has 2 exons. The record is from RefSeq and is a predicted model, not a curated record. The coding region runs from base 1 to 1692 and encodes 563 amino acids.